GCCGAGAGGGCGGCGGCGGCGACGUGCGAGAGGGCGGGCCUUGGCGGGUGAUGUCACGGGCCGCACCUGGAGAGCGGGAGAGAAACGGGGAGCCAUGCGCGGAGACGGGCUCCUGGCUGGAAGGGAAUCUCUGGUUCUGCUCUGUGCGCCUGCUGCGUCCCGCAAAGGCUUGGCUGGAGUCCUGGCGAAAGGCCCUAUGAGAAAAAGGGAAAGCUAAGGAUGCUGGAGCAGAACAAUGGAUUUCUCUUUCUCUUUCAUGCAAGGGAUCAUGGGAAACACAAUUCAGCAACCACCUCAACUCAUUGACUCAGCCAACAUCCGCCAAGAGGAUGCCUUUGAUGCCAGCAGUGACAUUGCUGAAGAUGGUGGACAAACGCCAUACGAAACUGCCCUACAGCAAGGCUUUCAGUACCCUACACCCACGACAGAGGACCUUCCACCCAUCACUAAUGGCUACCCACCAACAAUCAAUAUGUACGAACCUCAAGCCAAAUACCAGACGUACAGUCAAUAUCCCAAUGGUUCAGCCAAUGGUUUUGGUACCGUCAGAAACUUUAGUCCCCCAGAGUAUUACCAAAUGGAAAACUCUAACGCAAGGCCGCACGAAGUUCUGGAAAAACCUUCCCCUCCACAGCCACCACCUCCACCACCACCAUCAGUUUCACAAACGGUGAUUCCAAAGAAGACUGGCUCACCAGAGAUCAAAUUAAAAAUAACCAAAACUAUCCAGAACGGCAGGGAAUUGUUUGAGUCCUCUCUGUGUGGGGACCUUUUAAAUGAAGUACAAGCGAGUGAGUAUGCUAAGGCAAAACAUGAAGGGAGAAAAGAGAAAAGGAAAAAAAGUAGCAAGCAUGACUCUUCCCGAUCGGAAGAGCGCAAGUCGCACAAAAUUCCAAAAUUAGAACCAGAGGAGCAAAAUAGACCAAAUGAGAGGCUUAGCUUGCUAUCAGAAAGACCAAGAGAAGAUACAGUGUUGGAGGAAACCCCGGUCCAGCAGUUCUUGCCUUCUCUUCCAACACAAGUCACCCAUGACAUCAAGUUUCAGGUUGGCGAUCUGGUUUGGUCCAAGGUGGGAACAUACCCGUGGUGGCCUUGCAUGGUUUCAUGUGAUCCACAGCUUGAUGUUCAUACCAAAAUUAAUACAAGAGGUGCCCGUGAAUACCAUGUUCAGUUUUUUAGCAACCAGCCAGAGAGGGCGUGGGUGCACGAGAAGCGGGUUCGAGAGUACAAAGGACACAAACAGUAUGAGCAAUUAUUGGCUGAGGCUGCUAAGCAAGCCAGCAACCACUCUGAGAAACAGAAGAUUCGCAAACCAAGGCCGCAAAGGGAGCGUGCUCAGUGGGAUAUUGGUAUUGCCCAUGCUGAGAAAGCAUUGAAAAUGACUCGGGAAGAAAGGAUAGAACAAUACACCUUCAUUUAUAUAGACAAAGAGCCAGAGGAGGUUUUGUCAAAAGCCAAAAAGACUGCUGCUUCUAAAUCAGAAACCAAGAAGAACCGACGACCGAAGCCAGCGUUGAACACCCAACCAGAACAUGCCAACGUGGUAGCGGCGUCACCUUCAAAUGCUGAGGUGCGAAGACAAAGCCAACGGAGGCAGUCAAGUGUGGAAGAAGAGGAGCCACCUCCUGUAAAAAUUGCAUGGAAAACAGCUGCAGCUAGAAAAUCCUUACCAGCUUCAAUAACCAUGCACAACUUGGAUCUUCAAAAAUGUAACAUGUCUCCAGUUGUUAAAAUUGAACAGGUUUUUGCCCUUCAGAAUGCUGCUGGUGAUGGAAAACUCAUCGAUCAGUUUGUUUAUUCCACUAAGGGAGUUGGUAACAAAACAGAAAUAAGUGUCAAAGGACAAGAGAAACUUAAUUCUUCAUCAAAUCAGAGAAAUGAAAAAGCAGCAGUGCAAAAUGUGUCCUCUCCUGAAACAACUUCUGGGUCAACAGGUUCUGUAGAAAAGAAGCAACAGAGAAGAUCGAUUCGAACCCGCUCAGAGUCUGAGAAAUCCACUGAAGUUGUGCCAAAGAAGAAGAUCAAAAAGGAGCAGGUUGAAAUGGUUCCACUGACAGCAGUGAAGACAGGAUUGCAGAAAGGUGCCAGCGAGAUUUCAGAUUCUUGUAAACCUUUAAAGAAAAGGAGUCGUGCUUCAACUGAUGUAGAACUGACUAGUUCAGCUUACAGAGAUACAUCUGACUCUGAUUCAAGAGGACUUAAUGAUUUACAGGGUAGUUUUGGAAAACGUUCAGACAGCCCAUCAGCUACUGCCGAUGCUGAUGCUUCUGAUGUGCAGUCGGUAGACUCUAGCUUGUCCAGGAGAGGAACUGGAACAAAUAAAAAAGACACUGUUUGUCAGAUCUGCGAGAGCUCUGGCGAGUCUUUGGUGUCCUGCGAGGGCGAGUGUUGCAGCGUCUUUCAUAUGGAGUGUCUCGGCCUCAAGUCAAUGCCCGAUGAGAAGUUCAUCUGCACUGAGUGUAAAAAUGGAGAACAUACGUGCUUUUCAUGCAAACUUCCUGGCAAAGAUGUGAAGCGCUGUUCCGUCAACACAUGCGGUAAAUUUUAUCACGAGGCCUGUGUUCGCAAGUUUGCCACUGCUCUGUUUGAGUCGCGAGGAUUUCGUUGCCCGCAGCAUUGCUGUAGUGCCUGCUCAAUGGAUAAGGAUAUUCAUAAGGCAAGCAAAGGUCGCAUGGUGAGAUGUUUCAGAUGUCCCAUUGCCUAUCACUCAGGAGAUGGCUGUAUUGCUGCAGGAAGCUUGUUUGUGUCAUCCCACAUUCUCAUCUGUAGUAACCAUUCCAAAAGGAAUCACUCCUCAUCAGCUGUAAAUGUAGGCUUUUGUUUCGUUUGUGCAAGAGGGUUGGUAGUGCAGGAUCAUUCAGACCCCCUGUUCAGUUCAUAUGCCUAUAAGUCCCACUACCUACUGAAUGAAUCAAAUCGUGCUGAGUUGAUGAAAUUACCUAUGAUUCCUCCUCCUUCGUCAGCUUCCAAAAAGAAAUGUGAGAAAGGUGGAAAACUCUUGUGCUGUGAAUCCUGCCCAGCUUCCUUUCACCCUGAGUGUCUCAACAUAGAAAUGCCUGAAGGAUGCUGGAAUUGCAAUGACUGUAAAGCUGGCAAGAAGCUACGUUACAAGCAGAUCGUUUGGGUCAAGCUUGGAAAUUACAGGUGGUGGCCAGCAGAGAUCUGCAAUCCCAGGUCUGUGCCUCUCAACAUACAGGGCCUCAAACAUGAUAUCGGGGACUUCCCAGUAUUUUUCUUUGGUUCACAUGACUACUAUUGGGUACACCAGGGCAGAGUUUUCCCUUAUGUUGAAGGAGAUAAAAGCUUUGCAGAGGGGCAAACUAGUAUUAACAAGACCUUCAAGAAAGCACUUGAAGAAGCGGCAAAGCGCUUCCAGGAGCUGAAAGCACAAAGAGAAAGCAAAGAGGCAUUAGAAAUUGAAAGGAAUUCAAGGAAACCUCCACCUUACAAACACAUUAAAUCCAACAAGGUAAUAGGGAAGGUUCAGAUUCAGGUAGCUGAUCUGUCAGAAAUCCCUCGCUGUAACUGCAAGCCAUCGGAUGAGAACCCCUGUGGCCUGGAGUCAGAGUGUCUGAACAGGAUGCUGCAGUAUGAGUGCCAUCCCCAGGUGUGCCCAGCAGGAGAGCGGUGUCAGAACCAGUGUUUCACCAAAAGACUCUACCCUGAUGCUGAAAUCAUAAAAACUGAUCGACGUGGAUGGGGUCUCAGGACAAAAAGGAGCAUUAAAAAGGGUGAAUUUGUGAAUGAAUAUGUUGGCGAGCUAAUUGACGAAGAAGAGUGCAGAUUGCGGAUCAAACGUGCACAUGAAAACAGCGUAACCAAUUUUUAUAUGUUAACUGUAACAAAGGACCGGAUAAUAGAUGCUGGCCCAAAGGGGAAUUAUUCUCGUUUUAUGAAUCAUAGUUGUAAUCCAAACUGUGAAACACAGAAAUGGACAGUGAAUGGUGACAUUAGAGUUGGACUCUUUGCUCUUUGUGAUAUUCCUGCAGGAAUGGAGUUAACAUUUAAUUACAAUUUGGAUUGCCUGGGCAAUGGUAGGACCGAAUGUCAUUGUGGAGCAGAAAACUGCAGUGGUUUCCUAGGAGUGCGUCCAAAGACAGCAUUUGCAACCGCAAAUGAAGAGAAGGUGAAGAAUGCAAAAUUAAAGCAGAAGAAACGGAAAAUAAAAACAGAACAGAAGCAGAUGCAUGAAGACAACUGUUUCCAGUGUGGAGAUGGGGGAGAACUGGUCAUGUGUGAUAAAAAGGACUGUCCCAAAGCAUACCACCUCCUAUGCCUUAACCUGACUCAACCACCUUUUGGAAAGUGGGAAUGUCCGUGGCAUCAGUGCGACAUCUGUAGCAAUCCUGCAGUUUCGUUCUGUGAGUUUUGCCCUCAUUCGUUCUGUAAAGAUCAUGAGAAGGGAGCCCUGGUGGCAUCAGCAUUGGAUGGUCGUCUCUGCUGCUCUGCACAUGACCCCACAUCUCCUGUGGCACCUGAGUACUGGAGCAAGAUAAAGUGCAAAUUGGAAUCACAGAAUCCUGUAGAAGAAGCAAAGGAGUGAAUUUGGUUAAAAACAAACAAGGCAGGGGAGAAGAGAGGCAAACAGGCGAUGAACUUGAAGAGACUGCUAUGACACAUUCAGUCUUUGUCAUCAGAGCCGUCGUGUGUGAACUGGGAACGGGACCAUUUAAUCUUAGCAAGCGGAAGCAGGCAGUGGUGUUUGGUUUUUAUUGUUUGGUCUUUCUUUUACCCUCGAAUGUGCUACAGCAGCUCUUACUGUUGGAAACCAGAAACGUCUUGGCCUUCAAAGAAAAACGUAGACCUUUUGACAGUGAAAAGAAUAUUCUGUUUAAAAUAUGUUCUUUGAGUGUAGAAAGCAAAGCAUAGCAACAUAUUUAUUUAUUUAAUUUUUAAAGGGUAUUGAAGAUCUGGUUUUGAUCAGUCAGUGUGUCUUUAAAAACAAAAUAGCAAAGCCAACAUAACCUUUAUGUCUAGUUUAUGAAAACUAGUAAAGCCUGCCCACUCUGUGUAACAUUGAGAUGCCAUAAGACAGAUGUGGGUUUCAGACCAGGUGACCCUGAAAUGCCUCCAUUCCCGUACUUACUUUUAAAGGCAUUUUGAGAAGGUAGGUUAUAUAUCAUGUUAACUUAUUAAUAUUAUUGUAAAGCUUUUCCUAUGAGAAAUCAGGUGUAUGACUUCUUGGAAGUGCUUGUAACACGAGAGCUAGCAUUGUUUAAGGAGGGAAGAAAUCAUGGUUCCUUGCUCGAGAGCUAUAAUCGGUGUUUGCAGACAGGUGGAAAUUCAGAAAGAGCUUAAUUGCACAAUGGUUAUUUCUUUAUCCCACCUAAUUUGGAAAACCUUCCUAGUUAGGAGAGCCUCCCAGCCUCGGUCAUAUACUGCAGCACGCUCAGAACUGAAGUCUUAAUCCUACCAGUGGGAGCUCUGCCGUUGACUUCUUUAGUUGGAGGAUUGUUCUGUGCGUGUGUAUUUGUCAUCUGCCAAGUCUGCACUUGUUUUAUGGCAGUUAUAUUAGUGUGAUUCUUUAUUGCCACCUUCUCAGACUCCCAUUAGUUUCAAAGGAAAUUUGAGCGCUUAAGGAAUCUGACCCAUGUGCGUGUUUGUUUUGAUUGAAUGUUUAGAUUUUUUUGCUGAGAGAGAUCUUCUAACUUUAAUCUUCAUUGUUAAUGGAGCUAAGAAAAAUCUCAGCAUUUCUUCAAUGAACAGGGUAUUUUCUGUCUGGGUAACGGGCCGUAUUCAACAGCAGCCAACUUUAGCUUCAUGAGACAGUUCUGUCUUGGAUUUCCCCUGUUAAUCAGUAGAGAGACAGGCUCCUUCAGUGAGGCUUUUGAAGUGGCUUAGGUAGGCUCCUGCUCCAGAUUUUCUUUUGAAAACCUAUCCUCCUUCAUUUCUUGUCCAAGGAGCCUAGGGGGACUAGUUUCCCCAGGCUGAAGUUAGUCUUUGGUGAACCUCCUCCCUUAGCCCACAAUCUUACAAAGCACUGUGCGUCUCCCCCUGCCCUGGUAUAGUUAGAGUGUAUUUUUGACUUGUAUACUGAUAUUGGAUAACUUCGUGCUAGCUUUUUGCUAAUGGGUAUUGAAAAUAAUCCUGAAUGAAGAGAACUAAUAUCAAGUGUUGCUGGCAUCUGGCUAAAUUAAGCCUUUGAAUUAAGAAUUAAGAACCUUGUCUCUGGAAAACUGCUUACAUAAACCUACAGGAACAUGGUGACUUCUCAGUUCAAGAAAAUAGUAGGCUGAAAAAGUACAUGUGGGAUUUUAGAACACGUCUUGCAUCUGGCUGGUGUCCUUCUCGUCCUCAAAUUUAUGUACUGGGGGGAAAUUUUUUCGUGUGCAAUUGUAAAAUUACAAAAUACACUACAAUCUCUUUAAGCUGCUACUGUGCCAUUUAACUGAUCUGGCAGUUCGUCUUCUGAACGUCUGCAGAUGCCUUUCCUACAAACUUGGGGGUGUCUUGGGUGGCAUAACUGCAGGUAUCUUGUGGGUCAGUUCAUGGUACAGAGGGCUAUUGGGAUCUAUAAAGCACUUCAUCUUGUGGUCCGUACUACAGUGAAUGUCUGAAACACUAAUCUUGCUUGAAAGCAGUGCUAUAUUUUAGUAUUUUUUACAAAAAAAAAUUUACAAAAAGGAUUUUAUUUUUCUUAACAUUUUGUGUGAUAAAUGUCUCUUUUUAAGCUCUUACUGGGGGUGUUUAACCCUUUUCAGAAAUUCCAAACAUAGCUCUUGCUACAGUGUCUGUAAGGCCCGAUGUGUUUACUUUAUAUUAUUUAUUAGGCUUGGUAAUGUUCAAAUGAUUUUCUCUUAGGAAGUCAGAGCAUUCUGAAUACUGCAGAUACACUAUUGUGUGAGUGCACCUACAUGCUUUUUUAUUCUGUGUCCGUGGUGACUUACUGACUGGAGGGAAAUGGUGCAGUAGCACCAGAAUGCCCUCAUGAGCGUUUGACGUGGCAGGGAGCAGAGAAGAGCCAUGGACCGUCAGUCGCCACGUGAGAUGUACUGCUGUGACGUGCCGGUGCGCUGAGUAUCGCAGAACAUGUGAAGGUUCACAGAAGGCUUUUAAAAACUUGUAAAAUGCUGUGAAUUGAGGCCUGCUGCUACUCCUGUGCCAUGCCACUUGAUGUCUUGGUUAACUUUGUUUUCAAACUUCUUACAGGUGCUCCUUUUUUCCACCAAAAAAAGAUUAAUAAUAGCCAGCAGCUGGGCUUGGACUUAAAAGGGAAAAUAGGAGAUUGGUUUAUAAGCUUGUACAGCUUAUGAACAAAAAGUCUGAGCUGGAUUUCACACUAUUGGAGAGAAGGUGAAUCUUUAAAAAAAACUUUUAACAUUCUGAGAUAAGAAAAUACCUAAUUCAAAGUGUCUUGGUAGCUGUAGGGGGUUUGUUCUAUAUGCCAAACACAAAAUGUUAAAAUAGACAUUUUAACCACAUCUUUGCAAUCUGAAUAACAAUAAUGGAAUUCCUUUGUAAGGAAAAGAUUUAGCAGCUGUUUUGGUUAAUUGGCAUCAGCAGAGGGGUGUCAGGUGCUGAAUUAAAUUUGUAUGGUCUCUAAACUGAGAUAAGUAGCAUUGGAUAGUUUGGUCAUUUCAUGCUGAGGCCUGGAAGAAGUCCACAGAACUGCUGGUGAUUUCGGUUGAGAACUUAAAUCUGCUGUUUAAGACUGUCAGUUGUUUCUUAACUGGAACGCACUGUCACACUUUUCCCUUACUUUUGUUUUAAAUUUUUGAGAUAGCACCACGCUUCUGGCGAACACCUGACUUCAGCUCUGUCGCCUGUGCGCUCUCUAUAGUGCAGUGUCCGAGCUGCUCUGCAAAGUUAACGGGAUUUUGUUGUUUACUGGAGCUUUUACUCUACAGUUUGCACCUUAGCACAGCGCAGACGUUCUGCAGACCAUGGCCAAAUGGUGCAAUGGCUGGUUACUACCAUUUUCUAAAUACAUGGUGCAAGCAUUAGUUAUUGUAGCUUUCAGAUUAUUAGUAUAGACUUGUCCUAUCAAUAGACUGUUGAAGGCAUUUGCAGCUCAGGAAGGAUAACGUUAAAGGCAAUUUUGUGGGCAAAUUACCUUCUCUGGUCACCACCAUGGUCUUAGAGAAUCUGUUAGAAUGGAGUAAUAGGGCUGGAAUGUUUAAUUUUGGCCUUUCUGCUAAAAAACUUCUUGUAUCUUAAUUUCAGGAUAGAAUGGGAAAGACACAAUUACUAGACGUAAUUAACAAUGAGCAUAAAAUCUGUAUAUAUUGAAACUUUACAGAAAU
Messenger RNA from Haliaeetus leucocephalus (bald eagle), 8243 nucleotides. RefSeq names its product Wolf-Hirschhorn syndrome candidate 1-like 1 (gene NSD3). Gene Ontology annotation, cellular component: chromatin; nucleus. Gene Ontology annotation, molecular function: protein binding; histone H3K36 methyltransferase activity. The record is from RefSeq and is a predicted model, not a curated record. Bases 236 to 4543 code for a protein of 1435 amino acids. Lineage: Eukaryota; Metazoa; Chordata; Aves; Accipitriformes; Accipitridae. The transcript is spliced from 25 exons. Gene Ontology annotation, biological process: regulation of DNA-templated transcription.